CGCACAGACGCAAGCAUCCCACUGGCUGGAGUUGGAGGACACUCGCCCGUUUUUUCGUUUUCCACCGCUGCUCUCAUCCCUUGUCUUUGUCUCCUCGCGGUGAGAAGACAAACCCGUACGGGAAAGACAUAAAAAAGAAGCGCUUUUUUCUCUGUAGAGUCACAGAAACAGCAGAAAUCGGGACUGGACACUUUGUUUGGAGGGGAAAUAAUCUCUCGCAUGAGGCGAGCUGGAUCUGUCCUGUAUACAGCGGGGCGCGCACUGCUUCACCUUUUCAAUGGAUUUCAAUACAGUGGAAGUACCCUGGGAAUUUAACUACUCUUAAUUCGUAUUAACUUAAUCAAUUCCGUUCCAACAAGGGUUUUUGUUUUUAACACGCAGAGGAAAACGAUGAUCCUCGCCGUGUUGUAUGUUCUUCUGCCUUUUUUAGAUGUACUGUCUUACGCGGAGGAGAACCUGCGCGCCGGGGCCACCCGGCUGGACUGCGUGCGGGCCAGUGAGCAGUGUCUGAAGGAGCAGGCGUGCAGCACCAAGUAUCGCACAAUGAGGCAGUGCGUGGCCGGCGGGAAAGAGAGCAACUUCAGCAUGGUGGCCGGCCUGGAAGCCAAGGACGAGUGCCGGAGCGCCAUGGACGCGCUCAAACAGAGCCCACUGUACAACUGCCGGUGUAAAAGGGGUAUGAAGAAGGAGAAGAACUGCCUGCGCAUUUACUGGGGGAUCUAUCAGAGUUUACAAGGUAAUGAUUUCUUGGAGGACUCUCCGUAUGAACCCGUGAACAGCCGUCUGUCUGAUAUUUUCCGCCUGGCUCCCAUCAUAGAGGGUGGGGAACCUUGGAGCGCCUCUGCCACUGCGGCUCCAGGCAGGGGGGGCACCCAGGGCAGGGUAUCCCAGGGCAGAGAGCCCGCUCUGGGCAGAGGGAGCCCUUCCUCCACGGAACUUCAGGAUCCCAGUAGAAACAGGAGAGCUCAUCCCAAUUGGGCCAUUCUGGGUGAGCCUGCGGUGGCCAGGGAGAACAACUGUCUCAACGCUGCUAAGGCUUGCAACCUUAAUGACACGUGUAAGAAGUAUCGCUCGGCCUACAUUAGCCCCUGCACCAGUCGCGUCUCCACAGCUGAAGUCUGCAACAAGAGGAAGUGCCACAAGGCCCUGCGGCAGUUCUUUGACAAGGUUCCUCCAAAGCACAGCUAUGGCAUGCUGUUCUGCUCAUGCCCGGCCAGCGACCAGACGGCGUGCUCUGAAAGGAGACGCCAAACCAUCGUUCCCGUCUGCUCGUACGAAGAGAAACAGAAACCCAACUGUUUGGAGCUGCAGGGCUCCUGCAAGACCAACUACAUCUGCAAGUCACGACUUGCUGACUUCUUUGUCAACUGCCAGCCGGAGCCCCGCUCGCUGUCCGGCUGUCUGAAGGAGAACUAUGCAGACUGCCUCCUCGCUUACUCGGGCCUGAUUGGUACUGUCAUGACUCCCAACUACCUGCGCUCAACCAAAAUCAGCGUCUCUCCCUACUGCGACUGCAGCAACAGCGGCAACAGCAAGGAUGAGUGUGACACCUUCACUGAGUUUUUCACGGAGAACACCUGCCUCCGUAAUGCCAUCCAGGCCUUCGGGAACGGGACCGAUGUCGGGGUGUGGCAGCCGAUGUUCCCCGUCCAGACCACCACCUCCAUCACCACCCCCUACCAAAGAAACCGCGAACGCAACCCCAACACCAUCGACAACCACAUUAACACAGACCCUGGAAUCUACCACUUCUGUGGCAGCCUACAGGCUCAGAAACUGAAGUCGAACUCAAGUGCUGGUGCUGUCCUCUGUGUGGAUCCUCAGAUAGAUGGUCCAAGUACGUCCAACUCCAUCUUGAGAAACUCGGCUUCCUCCAGACGGCCCGAGGGCCCGGCCUCCGUGCUGCCCCCGCUGCUCUGGCUGUGGUACUGCAGCCUGCCGGUGCUCUCCUGGCAAGGAAAUUUGUAGCUGCGUCCCUCCUCAGCAACAAACUUCAACAGACUGACAAACACACAUUUGUAUAAAAAAAAAAGCAAAACAAGGAAUUACAUCCUUUCUUUUCAGUUAGACCUGUUGUACUUUUAUUUUCCCUGGAUUCUGUCUUUUAAUUCCUACUUUGAUUUUUUUUUUUUAAUGAAUUUUUGAGAAACUGUAUUGUUUCUUUGUUUUUGUUUUUUUAGCAUUGCUGCUGUGUGCUAAAACAGUGAUCUGCUAUACAUGUUAAUUCAAGUUUUGGCUGUGUGUUCACGUUGGCUUAGUUGGAAAAGGGCGGGGUGGGAUGUAAAGCUUCUCUAUGCACUGCUCACUUGAGCAGGGAUGAGAAAAUACUCGAAGACUACAUUCCAGUAAACCACAGCUGGAUGAACACAUCAGUUUUCACCCAUGUCUGUUUGUGUGUUGAGGCUAUAGGUGGGAUCUUUCGCUUAAAAGUCACAGUCAGUUCAGUAAUGGCUACGUAUUAUCACUUGGGCAGUCUUUUAGGUGUUAUUCCAUCUCCUCUGUGGUUUGUGUCUGUUUUGAUAAUGGCGUGAUCUGGUAUUUUACAUUUUUAUGAGCUGAAUUAAAUGUCACUUGAUAAAAAUAAAUAACUUUUUUUUUCUUCAGGAUGAACAUCGUUAACUUAAAACAUCAGAGUAGUUAGACCAUGUGCGCCCAAACUGUCUUUACUGUAGCUCAUACUGAACACACGUUGCCGCUGGCAAAAGCACACACAGGCAAAGUCCCGCAAACACGUGACGCACAUUUUCACACAGACAGAAACACACUCGGUCCGAGGCUUUCUGCUCCUUUUCCUCACUUUAUAAAAAGCAACGUGUUGCUCGGAGAUCAAAGGUCGGUACGCUGCUGUGGAUGGCUGAAUCCACUCCACUCAUUAGUGAUUGUACAUACUUGUAAUUGUCCAAGCCAUGUUUAACGUUUCCCUGGAGAAGGUAACAGAGAAGCUGCUAAAGUUUUACCUGAAUCUUUUUAAUUUUUUUGUUUUGAUGAAUGCCGCUGCAUCGAGCCCACAAAAACCCAGAGCUAACAAAAAAAGCAGGCUUAUUGUUGUAGAGUGUAAUCAGCGCUAACUCAUCCCUCCAUUGGUCCAAAGCUCAGUUCGUCGUCUUCUGUCAUUUCUGUGUUACAACGAAUUGCCUCAGUUGUGACACUGUCAAAGCAAGUUCAGGGAGGAAGUGCUAACUUUAAGAUGACCAUUUGCUAAACCCCACUAACCUCAGUCACUGUCUCUAAUUCAUUCUAGCAUAUGACAACAGGGGCAGAAUUUCUCUUUUAUUUUAGCUAGUAAUGGUCUCACUGAUACAGGUUAUCAUCUGUGACUACAGUACCAAGCUUAUUUACUUAAUGACCUUCACUGGUUAGAGAACCAGAGCCCCAGAUUAGGGUUUUACUUGCUGGCUACAUGCUAACUCUGCUUCAUGGUAGAAGCUGUGCAGCUCAGCUGAAAUCUGCUAGAUGUUUGCUAGCCUUCACCUCAGCUAACACUUCAGCUGUCUUUGUGAUGUUGCUUUUUGGAGCGUUUUUAAUGUGAUCAUAUACAACCAAUGGCUAUGUCCAUCUUCUUCUGUGGUGGUCCCAGGCGAGCAGUAACCAUCAGCAUUGCCAGACAUGGAAAUAAAGCCUAUUUUGUUCGGACCUACCAUCAUUAAUAACACAAAAAUUGUUAGCAUGAAAGCUAACUUUGGUAAAUGUACCUUAGAUGAACAACCUCACAGGCAACAAAGAGCAGACUUAUGGGUUAAAGAGUCCUCAUCUGACAAUGUUGUCUGUAAACUAAUGUAAUAAGCUAAUAAAAUGCUCAUUUGAAUAAUAAGGAAUAUUAAAUUAAGAGUUAAUUUACCAAUUUGAAAUGGUACACUAGAGUCUUACUCUAUAAAGGAGUUAACAAUGAGACCACACUUCCAACUUGUCAAAUAUUGUGUUGCGCUGUCCUGCCCGUCAAACACCUCUUUGUCAUGUUGAAGAGACUUUAAAGCUCUGCAGGCCAACUGUGCCCAACAGUACAGGCAUGAGUUUAGCAAACGGUCACUUUUGUCUUAUGAGCUAUAUGUAAAUCAUUAAUGGCACUGUGACGCUUCUGUUUUCAGCUUUUCCAGUGGAGGCACAUGAAAUCUUAGCUUUUCAUUUUGACACACUUCUCUGUGGCAUGUUCUGCAAACCACUUUAGCCAUUUGGACGCUGGCGGGAUAUUCAUGACUCGCUGCUUAGGUUUAUGUCGCUUCCUACGACACAUCUAAUGUAUAAUAAAACUUCAAUGUUAUUCACCGAGCAUAAACAUGGUAUAUGCACUGUAUGUACUUGGCUGAAAUUAUGAAUUGGGCAAAUAAAUGUCUGAUGAUAUUCUAUUUCAGAGCAUUGUGAGCUAUUUUGACAUUCAGAUACAACAUAGAGUACAUUGAAUAAGCAAGAAUAUUGUUUUUUAUAACAACUUAAAUGUAUAUUUCUCCCAGUAUGUACAUGAUUAUGGAAUAUUAUUGCAUCAGAGACAAGGAUAUCAUUAUAACUCUCUUACUGUACUUUCAAAACAGCUGUAUUUCCUAAGUAUACGGUUUUGUACCAUAGCCCCAUUUAUGACAUGGCUUAAAUAUAGUGUUGAUAGUUCUUGUUUGUUUGUUUGUUUUUUGGAUAAAAUUUACACUUAUUUUUCUAUCUUUUACUAAUUUUCGCUAUUUUCAUGAGUUGAAGUUAAUGAGAUGGAUCUGCUAUAGAUUUAAAUUGUUCUUUCUUAUGCUGAAGUAAAGGAAGAGAGAAAACUGAUUGCAUGGUGUUAGAAAUCGAUAUUUAAAAACAAAUAUAUUCAGUACCAUGCCUUUGAAGGAUUUUUUUUUUUUUAUGGUGUGUUUGAAGACGGUGGGGAAUGUGGGAUGAUUCCCACAAAUCGAAUGUGUGCAGUUUGGAUGGAAAGUUUAAGAGAAAUGUUAUAAGCUGCUUCACAACGAAAACCCUAACUAGGACUGAUUGCAUUUCUCAGAACUGUGUCUUACAGUACGGGUGAUCAUUUUGUAUUUAAAUCCCAGUGCCGGAUCUUCAUGGGCCCUGGAAUAUGAGAGAGGUUCAGUGCUCUCUGUGAAGAGUUCAUCUGAGCACAGAAGGCCUCACAACUGGGGGCUCUUCCUCACAGUGUAAGGAUCCCCACUUUUGGACUAAACAGUAGAGAUGGUAAAUACAUUUAUAUUUGCUGUCCAUCACAAUCCCAUCUGUUCUUUAAAAAUACCAGCUUUUUUUCUUCUUCUUCUAAUUUUUUUUUUUUGGAUUUGCAGACUCCCUUAGCUAUGUGGCAUCAUUAACUUCUUAGCUUGUGAAAAUGUAAAAUCUGUUGUACAAAAAGUUAUAAUUAAAAACUGUUAAAUCA
Molecule: messenger RNA, 5350 nt
Organism: Archocentrus centrarchus (flier cichlid)
Lineage: Eukaryota; Metazoa; Chordata; Actinopteri; Cichliformes; Cichlidae
Gene: gfra1a
Product: gdnf family receptor alpha 1a
Exons: 11
Coding region: 391-1968 (525 amino acids)
Biological process (GO): nervous system development
Cellular component (GO): external side of plasma membrane; signaling receptor complex
Molecular function (GO): signaling receptor activity
Source: RefSeq, a predicted model, not a curated record